Molecule: messenger RNA, 1905 nt
Organism: Plasmodium vivax (malaria parasite P. vivax)
Lineage: Eukaryota; Apicomplexa; Aconoidasida; Haemosporida; Plasmodiidae
Exons: 2
Coding region: 1-1905 (634 amino acids)
Source: RefSeq, a predicted model, not a curated record
AUGCUCGGAGCGCUCACCCCCCCCAUCAGCAGCGUCAGGAGAAGGCCCCUUUUCCACAACCAGAAGCGAUUCGCGUACUACCGCUUCCACAAGCGAGUGGGCAAGGGCUCAUGGAGCAAGUACGUCGAGCGGUUCAAGCCCCCAAGAAGCAUAGAAAACACACAGCGACUCAUUUUCAACUACGAGCCGACGUAUUCGGAAAAGAAGGCGUCCUGCAGCUGGCAGUGGCUGCUCCCCAAAAAGAUCGCGCAAGCCACAACAUCGGAUGAGGUUUUAAAUGUGUGGGUGUACUACCGGCACAAGAGAAAGAAGGCGUAUCAUUAUAUAAAGGCUCUGAAGAGGCUAGUCGACGUGGGGACCUGCUCCACCAGCGAUUGGAGGUUCAAAUUAAUCACCUCCAGGGUACAAAACAAAAUUAAUACCUUCCUGAAUCUCCCCAGAAUAUGUUACUACUAUGGGAGGUUAAAAGCCACAGCUCAGUUGGAAGGCAUGAGCAAGAUGAUAAACCACCGACUAAGCUGUUACCUUCCUCAUCAGUUGAUUUUAAUUUUGCGGAGUUUUGCCCUUUGUGAGCUGCAAGACAAGCAACUCUUUUGCAAAAUAAGGGACCAGCUGAAACCCCACGUGAGCACGCUUUCCUUUUUCCACCUAUCCGAAAUUGCGAAGAGUUAUGCGGCCUGCAUGAUCCACGACUUUCUGUUCCUCGGCGUGGUAGCGGAUGAGGUGAUGCUCAGGGUUAGGCUGUGCAACGAGAGUAGCCGCAGCCGGCUCGGCGAGUACAACACGCGGGGGGGAGGAGCCCCGGUAGGCGCGGCGGGAGCGGUUUCUUCCACCGAUGCGUCUAGCGCGUCUGCCACGUCUACCGCUCCCGCCGCUCCCCCCGGGGAGGGCAACCUCGUGCAGCACCGGCGGGGGCAGUUCUGCUACUACCCCCAAAUGGAGAGCCUAAUCGAAAUAGCCGUCUCCUUCGCAAACCUGAAGUUCCAAAACUACCCCUUCUUCGACUGCAUCAGCAGACUCACCAUGUACAUGCUGAGAGAUGAAAGCAGAAACGCCCUCAACCCUUUCCUCCUAGAAAAAAUAGCCUCCUCAUUCAGCAAAUUAAAGAUAAACGAUGUGAGGCUAUUUGAGCACAUCCUCAGGCAUAUAGGCACAUACACGUAUGAUUACCCUCCCCAUGUGCUCAGCUCAAUCGGGUGCCUCUUCUCCUAUACAUUGCCAAUUCGCUACAGACCAAUCAACCGGAUUUACAAAAAAAUGAUGCCACACAUAUAUGCAAGUUUGCCCAUCUUGAACAUGGACGGUUUGACGAAAUUUUCUUCCUUCGUUCAUAAGGGGGUGACGGACAGGAGGGCAAAAAAGGAAUUCCUCUUUCGAGUGAACGACGCUGUUAAGAGGGCAGAGAACAGACACUCCAAAAUGAUGUAUGAUGCUCCCAGGCUGUUGGAGAUUUUAACCUUUCAUGGAUUGCUCGAUGGGGAUUCUUUUCAAAUUAUUUGCAAACAUAUGCACGGCAAUAUAAAGUACUUCGAGCCAUGCGACUUUAACAGAGCCGCCAGAGCGCUGAACCUGGCAAAGAGGAAAUUCACCUUGGAGGAUGCGAAGAUCGUCAACGCGCUUGCAAGGAAUGCCAUUAAACAGUUUGACCUUUUUCAUAUUAUAGACUACCACCAAUUUUGUAAGUCCAUUUUAAAUGCAACUGGGUUGAAGGACGCUUACCGAAUUUGCUUGGUCAAGCAUCACAACAGCGUUCCUUUCUUUGGCUUUGAUGAAUUGACACUGGAGGGGGAUAUACCCAGCCAGGAAAAAAAAAACGCACACAGGUACAGGAAGGGCACCAUCCGGUUUGCCAACAAGAGAUUUGAGCAGGAGUAUCCCCUGCAUAGGUCACUGGCUGAGUCGUAG